Messenger RNA from Oryzias melastigma (Indian medaka), 1674 nucleotides. RefSeq names its product methionine aminopeptidase 2. Gene Ontology annotation, molecular function: metalloaminopeptidase activity. The record is from RefSeq and is a predicted model, not a curated record. NCBI's taxonomy places the organism in Eukaryota, Metazoa, Chordata, Actinopteri, Beloniformes, Adrianichthyidae. Gene Ontology annotation, biological process: proteolysis. Bases 85 to 1515 code for a protein of 476 amino acids. The transcript has 11 exons.
UGCCUCCUCCAGCGGCACUCUUCCUCUUUGACCACUGGAGGCUCCCAGCAGCUUCUGCGUCACUUGGUGCCUCAGCCUGCGAGCAUGGCGGAGGUGCAGCCGCCGCGCGGAGGAGGGCAGCUCCAACUUCUCAAUGGAGACGACUUGAACGAGGAGAGGGAGGACGCGGACCCGGGGAAGAGGAGGAGAAGGAGGAAGAAGAGGAGCAAGAACACCUCUGCAGCAGGGGCAAACGACGGCGAGGAGGACUUCGGGGAAGCCGGAGGUGUUGGUGAUGUGAUGAAACAGCUGGAGCAGCAAACUCUAGAGGAAAGAGAACAGGCCGAGGAGGCGGAGGAAGAUGGAGAUGAAGGAGAGAACGCAGCUGGCAAAAAGAAAAGGAAGAAAAAGAAGAAGAAAGGAUCGAGGGGACAGACUGACCCUCCCUCAGUUCCUAUUUGUGAGCUCUAUCCCAACGGAGACUUUCCAAAGGGAGAGGAGUGUGAAUACCCCCCAUCGAAAGACGGGCGCAGUGCAGCGUGGCGAACCAGCAGCGAGGAGAAGCGAGCGCUGGACAGUGCCAAUGAGGAGAUGUGGAGCGAUUUUAGGCAGGCAGCGGAGGCUCACCGACAGGUCCGCUCCUACGUCAGGAGCUGGAUCAAACCCGGGAUGACCAUGAUCGAGAUCUGUGAGAAGCUGGAGGACUGCUCCAGGAGACUCAUCAAGGAAAAUGGGCUGCAUGCGGGCCUGGCAUUCCCCACCGGCUGCUCCAUUAACCACUGUGCUGCUCACUACACCCCAAACGCAGGCGACCCCACUGUACUGCGCUUUGAUGACGUCUGCAAAAUUGACUUCGGCACACACAUCAACGGUCGAAUAAUCGACUGUGCCUUCACCGUCACCUUCAACUCAAAGUACGACCGACUGCUGGAAGCUGUGAAAGACGCAACCGACACUGGAAUCAGGUGUGCUGGAAUUGAUGUGCGCCUGUGCGAUGUCGGUGAGACGAUUCAGGAGGUCAUGGAGUCUUACGAAGUGGAGAUAGACGGGAAAACAUAUCAAGUGAAGCCAAUCAGGAACCUGAAUGGCCACUCCAUCGGACAGUACAGGAUACACUCAGGGAAGACUGUCCCGAUCGUGAAGGGAGGGGAGGCUACAAAGAUGGAGGAGGGGGAAGCUUACGCCAUUGAGACAUUCGGCAGCACAGGAAGAGGUGCAGUCCACGACGACAUGGAGUGCUCACACUACAUGAAAAACUUCAGCGUGGGACAUGUCCCGAUAAGACUUCCAAGGGCUAAACAUCUGCUGAAUGUGAUCAAUGAGAACUUUGGCACGUUGGCGUUUUGCCGCCGCUGGAUGGACCGCCUGGGCGAAAGCAAGUACCUGAUGGCCCUGAAGAAUCUGUGCGACCUCGGCAUCAUAGACCCGUACCCGCCCCUUUGCGACAUCAAGGGCAGUUACACCGCUCAGUACGAGCACACCAUCCUACUCAGGCCCACGUGCAAGGAGGUGGUGAGCAGGGGAGACGACUACUAAGCAUGCUGCAAAAAAUCUAAUGCAAACCUAGAGUAGCAUGAUUAGUCAGCAACAACCAGCCUUCCAAGACUGACAGCAAUUAUGCAAAUUUUCUCCUCAGCUUGAAUAUAUUAAGGAAAUUGUCUUAGGCUAAAAAAAAUAAAAUAAACCCUUAAGGGA